Messenger RNA from Symbiodinium sp. CCMP2592, 168 nucleotides. NCBI's taxonomy places the organism in Eukaryota, Dinophyceae, Suessiales, Symbiodiniaceae. The record is from the annotation of a GenBank genome assembly.
AUGCUCGCGAGUUCACCUAUGAUGCCGUAUUCCCACCAAGUGCCUCGCAGUCGGAUGUCUUCUGCCAGGCCCCGGGGGGCAUCCUUGCAUUCUGUCCGGCAAAGUCUACGAGUCUACCAACAACGAGCUCGAACUCGCAACCCCAAGCCCCGGAUCCUGAACAGAUAA